AUGGGCACCCGGUUGCGCCCCAUCACUUCGUCCCUCCCCAAAUGUCUGGUCCCGGUCAAUUCUAAACCCAUUCUGGAGCAUCAGUUAGAGGCACUGUUGACGGCAGGUGUCCGAGACGUAAUCCUAGUGGUGGGUUAUCUUUCAGAAUUAGUGUCUGACAGGUACGGGACUAUGUACGGUGGCAUGAACAUACACUACGUUCAGAAUCAUUUCUAUGACUGCACUAACAACAUCUACUCCCUGUGGCUUGCACGACAACACCUAGAUAGCCAGGUGCUCUUGCUGGAAGGGGACCUGGUUUUCGAUCCCGAGUUGUUACAGAGACUAGCUCAAGCUCCUGAACGGGACGUUGCUAUCGUCGAAAGAUUUCAGCCUUACAUGGAUGGAACGGUUAUCCAGGCCAAUGGCCCUCGGGCUGGCAGGAUGGUCCUAAAAACGCACCAAGGGAAUGCUUUCGACUACUCAUCCGUCCUCAAGACAGUAAAUAUUUAUAAAUUCUCCCAAGAGGUUUUACAGUAUAAGAUAGUUCCCCGGCUGGAAUCCCAUGUGGCGCAGCAGCGGUACGACCAAUAUUAUGAGGCGGUCUUCUCCGACCUGAUUUCUCAAGGCUCCCUGCGCUUGGCUAUUCUUUGCGCCGCACCCAAUAAGUGGGCGGAGAUUGAUACUUUGGAAGACCUCCAAACAGCCGAAAGAAUUUUCGCGGCAGAGACUCUGGAUCCCGGGAAGGCUCCAAGUUAA
Geodia barretti is the source of this 738-nucleotide messenger RNA. Lineage: Eukaryota; Metazoa; Porifera; Demospongiae; Tetractinellida; Geodiidae. The record is from the annotation of a GenBank genome assembly.